Closterium sp. NIES-65 is the source of this 726-nucleotide messenger RNA. NCBI's taxonomy places the organism in Eukaryota, Viridiplantae, Streptophyta, Zygnematophyceae, Desmidiales, Closteriaceae. The record is from the annotation of a GenBank genome assembly.
AUGGACGUGGACGUGGACGUGGACGUGGACGUGGACGUGGACGUGGAGAACUUGGACGUGGACAUGGACGUGAACGUGGACCUGGACGUGGACAUGGACGUGGACGUGGACGUGGACGUGGACGUGGACGUGGACGUGGACGUGGAGAUGGACGUGGACGUGGAGAUGGACGUGGACAUGGACGUAGACGUGGACGUGGACAUGGACGUGGACGUGGACGUGGACGAGGACGUGGAGGACGUGGACGUGGACGUGGACGUGGACGUGGACGUGGACGUGGAGAACUUGGACGUGGACAUGGACGUGAACGUGGACGUGGAUGUGGACUUGGAGGACUUGGACGUGGACAUGGAUGUGGACGUGGACGUGGACGUGGACGUGGACGUUGACGUGGACGUGGACGUGGACAUGGAUGUGGACGUGGACGUGACGUGGACGUGGACGUGGACGUGGAUGUGGACAUGGACGUGGACGUGGACGUGGACGUGGUCAUGGAGGUGGACGUGGACAUGGACGUGGACGUGGACGUGGACGUGGUCAUGGAGGUGGACGUGGACGUGGACGUGGACAUGGACGUGGACAUGGACGUGGACGUGGACGUGGACAUGGACGUGGACAUGGACGUGGACGUGGACGUGGACGUGGACGUGGACGUGGAGUGGAGAUGGAGUGGACGUGGACGUGGACAUGGACGUGGACGUGGACGUGGACGUGGACGUGUGUUAG